UUCGCUGGAGAAGGAAACAAGAACGCAGUCUCCACCAAUGAAAGGAGAAGAAGUACCACAGAGUGUAGGCAGUUUGCCAAGUGAGCUCGGCAGCGUGACGGAGCUGCAUUGAGUUUCUUUAAUGAAAGCCAGGAAAGAACACAUUACACAGUGUUUCUUCAGAGAGCUAAGCUAGCCUCCAGUGAUUGAAAUCAAUAAAAACAGUCGGCAAGGGGCCCAAGUGGGGGGAGAACCAAAUCUACACUCCAGCACUCAGUUUGCUUUCCAUUUCCCCCCCUUUCUUCAGAAGUCAAACUUUGAAAAACUCCAUGCUACUCCUUGCAGGACUCCAAAGGUUUUUUCAAAAUUAUUUUUGGUCCAGGGGCCUGGCGAGUGGACAGCCGCUUUAAGCUUCCUUCCAACUCACCCCCUCCAUUCUCUUUUACAGCGUGGGCAGCAAUGAAAGGAUUGUUUUGAACGUGAAACCUGCUGAGAAGGACACCUCCGGACAAGUGCCUGAUCUUACGCCUUGGGGGUGGGGUGGGGGGCAGAGAGGAUGAAACCUGUAACAGAAAAACGUGUAAAGAAAUGAAAAAGGAAGUGAAACAUGGAAUUUUGUUCAGAAGAAAGCUCUCUGUCUGGAUAGCAUGUCAGCUGCUGUUGUGGCGAAUUCUGAAGCUGCUGAAGAGACAGCCUUGAAGGGGGGUGAUUCCAUACUAAAGCAGAAAAACCUGAGAAUUCAUGUUCAUUUAAGAGUUCAGGAUCAAUCUCGGAAUUGAGACACCGGAGCUUUUGCUGAACUUACUCUGAGAAAGUUCCAAUUUGAGGAGCAAAAUGUUUCUGCCUGCUGUCAAGAAGCCUACAUACUUCACUCUGAGGCAAGGUAGUGCAUACCAGGAAAGCUGGUGACCAGCCGAGAAGACAUACACGUUAAGGUCACUAUGUGGAACUGCGAAUCUUUCAAUGGUACCAAAAACGUAGAGGACCAGCAUCUUUGCCAUGAUUUCCAUCUUGUACUUUCCAUUUUUUCAUUGCUCUACCUCAUCAUCUGUUUCCCAAUUGGCCUGUGUUAUAAUGCCCUACUGGUGCUAGUCAACCUAUACAAUAAAGCAACAAUGACCAUGCCAGAUGUUUACUUUGUCAAUAUUGCAAUUGCUGGCCUCAUCAUCAACGCUAUUGCACCAAUGUACCUCCUAGGACCUGCCAGUACAAAAUGGGCCAUCUGGAGUUUCAACAAUGAAGUCUACAUUACCUUGCUUAUCUUGUUCAAUGUAUCGUCUCUGGUUAUCAUGUAUUCUACCACACUGCUCAGCCUGGACUACUACAUUGAACGAGCUUUGCCAAGAACUUACAUGUCUAGUGUAUACAACACAAAGCAUGUGUGUGGAUUUAUUUGGGGAGGUGCUAUGCUUACCAGCUUUUCAUCUCUUCUGUUUUAUGUCUGCAACCAUGUCUCCACUAAAAUAAUAGAAUGCUCCAAAAUGCAGAACAAAGAAGCAGCAGAUGCCAUCAUGGUUUUUAUUGGAUACGUCGUACCAGCCAUUGCUGUGCUAUAUGCGCUUGUGUUAAUUCUGCGAAUACGCAAAGAGGCAACACCGCUGGACCAAGACACUGGAAGAUUAGAUCCAUCAGUACACAGGCUUUUGAUUGCUACUGUUUGUACACAGUUCACAUUGUGGACACCUUAUUAUGUAACUCUUCUAGUAAACACAUUAACUAGUAUGCAAGGAAAAGUCACGGAUGAAAAUUACACUAGAGUAUUACAUUUUACCAAGGGACUGUCAAAAUUUUUGGCUUUUUCAAGCAGUUUUGUCAUGCCUCUACUUUACCGAUACAUCAACAAAAACUUUCCAAUCAAAUUGCGAAGGCUGCUUAAAAAACUGCACUGUGGAAAUCAAGGAUGCUCUCAUGAACGCACGGUUGUUCAGCAAGUUAUAACGUAGGUAUGAAUGAAUGCCGGUCGGCCAGAACCUAGUUUGCAAAGCUUAUUCUCCAUGUUUCUCUUUUGUGCAGGUCACCUAGCAAGGAUGAUAGGAAAGGGGGUUUACACUGUAAAUCAGGAGCUCAGUUUUAAACUAUACAGGUAAUGAAGAUG
Lacerta agilis (Sand lizard) is the source of this 2074-nucleotide messenger RNA. It is a transcript of the gene GPR146, whose product is annotated as G protein-coupled receptor 146. The transcript is spliced from 3 exons. Bases 921 to 1922 code for a protein of 333 amino acids. Gene Ontology annotation, molecular function: G protein-coupled receptor activity. Gene Ontology annotation, cellular component: membrane. The record is from RefSeq and is a predicted model, not a curated record. NCBI's taxonomy places the organism in Eukaryota, Metazoa, Chordata, Lepidosauria, Squamata, Lacertidae. Gene Ontology annotation, biological process: G protein-coupled receptor signaling pathway.